CAGUGGACUCCGGCUUUAGGCGGAGCAGCAGCGGCGGCAGCCUCCCUUGCGCGCGUCCACCCGACCCCAUCUCCUCCAGCAACGGCGACGCAUUGAAUCGCGAAGUAUCCAGGAAAAUGUCCGCACAAGCAUUUACAGUAGAUUUGGACAAGCCUCUUGUAUUUCAGGUUGGCCAUCUAGGGGAGCAGUACCAGGAUUGGGUUCACCAGCCAAUUGUUAGCAAGGAUGGGCCACGGUUUUUCGCCAAUGAUGUAUUCGAGUCCUUAACACGUACGAAAUGGUGGGCGGUUCCUCUUAUUUGGUUGCCUGUUGUUUGUUGGUGCAUCAAUACAUCCAUCCAAAUGGGACACACAGUUCGAGAAGUAGCUCUGAUGGCUGUAGUUGGGAUAUGUUUGUGGACACUGGCGGAAUAUAUGUUGCAUCGAUACCUCUUCCACAUAGAUACAAAAAGUUACUGGACAAAUACAGCUCAUUAUCUUCUUCAUGGAUGUCAUCACAAGCAUCCCACGGAUGAACUUCGACUUGUGUUCCCACCAACUGCCACGGCCAUCACGUGCAUUCUAUGGUGGAAUCUAAUCAAGCUCUUUACUACUACGUCUGCAACUCCGGGCGUGUUUGGAGGUUUUCUGCUUGGUUACGUGGUGUAUGAUUGCACGCAUUACUACCUGCAUCAUGGCCAGCCCUCUUCUGACCCUGCAAAAUAUCUCAAGAAAUACCAUUUGAACCAUCACUUCAGAAUUCAAAACAAAGGCUUUGGAAUAACAUCUGCCCUGUGGGACCAUGUAUUCGGCACACUGCCUUCAACGAAAGCCAUCAACAAGAGUACUUGAGUUCUACCGCAUCUACCACCAUUCUCUUGCUGACAAUGUCCUGACUUGCUCCUUUUACCAUUUGAUUGGCCCAUCUCUUAUCAUGUGUGCCUGUGGCGAUCUUUAUUUUCUGAAUCUUCUUGCUUGUAAAGGAUGUUUUUCGCAUGUUGGCUUUACUUUA
This is a messenger RNA of Triticum dicoccoides, 990 nucleotides long. RefSeq names its product dihydroceramide fatty acyl 2-hydroxylase FAH1-like. Gene Ontology annotation, biological process: lipid biosynthetic process; fatty acid metabolic process. The transcript has 7 exons. The coding region runs from base 117 to 830 and encodes 237 amino acids. The record is from RefSeq and is a predicted model, not a curated record. Gene Ontology annotation, molecular function: iron ion binding; fatty acid 2-hydroxylase activity. NCBI's taxonomy places the organism in Eukaryota, Viridiplantae, Streptophyta, Magnoliopsida, Poales, Poaceae. Gene Ontology annotation, cellular component: membrane; endoplasmic reticulum.